This is a messenger RNA of Colletes gigas, 1596 nucleotides long. Its product is annotated as muscle-specific protein 20-like. The record is from RefSeq and is a predicted model, not a curated record. The coding region runs from base 609 to 1157 and encodes 182 amino acids. Gene Ontology annotation, molecular function: protein binding. The transcript has 6 exons. Lineage: Eukaryota; Metazoa; Arthropoda; Insecta; Hymenoptera; Colletidae.
CAACCCACUGAGCUGACGCUGCCGCAAGCUUCUUCUGCUAAUUGCUCACCACCGAACGCAAAGGCUUUGUGGAAUAUGAUCCACGAACGCGUGUGCCCAUCGUCACGUCGUUGUAAACGGAAGCAAAAAUUAAUGGCAGCGGUGGGAUUCGAACCCACGCCUCCGAAGAGACUGGUGCCUUAAACCAGCGCCUUAGACCGCUCGGCCACGCUACCGUUGAAAUCUCAGUUUACCCCAGGAUUGUGAUAUAUACACAUUGCUAUGUUACAAGAAGCUAUGCAAAAAUAUGUGAUACUAUCUCGCCGAGAGUCACUUCAUCUCGAACAGUUGAUAGAGCUAUAUUCACGUGAUUCUUUAAGAACGCCUUCAAGAAGAUGCCGGUGGAGGUGGUCGCGUAUAAAGCAGGGUAGGUUGUGUGGUGAGUAAGUGGUCCAUAUAUAGAAGCGCCCCCACGGUUACCAACACAAGCACGUACCUGUCACGCAUAUAUACGCAGCACGAGGGCCGAGAGCACACUUUUUGUGCUUGAGUGGAUUAAGGCUCUGUCGACUCGACGACUCCUUAACGUUUCGGUAAUUGUAAAAGAACGACUGCAAGCCACAUUCAUCAUGCCUGGACGUCCUCUUUGGCAGGUUGCUGGUAAACGAGAAGCAAGCCAGGAAGCUGAAGCCCAGCAAUGGAUCGAGACGGUAGUUGGACAGAAGUUUCCACCAGGUGUAAGUUACGAGGAUGCAUUAAGGGAUGGCGUGCUGUUAUGUAAACUCAUGAACAAACUGCAGCCGGGUCUCGUCACCAAGAUCAAUACCUCCGGCGGUGAUUAUAAGAUGAUGGAUAAUCUGAACCAGUUUCAGAAGGCCUGCGUGAAAUAUGGAGUACCUGAUGUAGAUCUCUUCCAGGCGGUCGACCUCAUGGAAAGGAAGAACAUAGCGCAAGUUACUAACACGAUAUUCGCCAUUGGUCGCACUACGUAUAGACACCCGGAAUGGCGUGGCCCUUGGCUGGGACCAAAACCAGCGGAAGAAAAUAAACGAAAUUUCACGGAGGAGCAAUUAAGAGCUGGCGAAGGUCUUAUCGGCCUGCAGGCUGGUACCAAUAAGGGCGCCACUCAAGCUGGUCAGAGUUUCGGCGCCACGAGGAAGAUUCUUCUCGGAAAAUAAUGUUAAAAAAAAUAUUUUCCAACACCCUUAUGAAUUUUAAAAAAUAGUUCAAGAUUGGUUUUAGGUAAAGUGUGCAUCGAAAUCUUAAACAAGUCGACGAAUAUCGGCGUACGGUACAACUAAUUUCGUUGAAAGAAGAUUUCAAUCCAUCGCGCAUCCUGUACCAUUAGACCUCUUAUUUUAAUUAUUCUAUAUUAAUAUAUAAAUCUUGGCAUGUAGAGAUUGAUUUGGCCGCGUAAUACAGAAAAUAAAUUUACAAUUUAGAGCUUCCCGUGUAUAUGUGCUCUUUCGUUGGAUCGAUCGAUAAAUCAAUUAAUGAUGUCCGUGGCUUUCUACAAAUGUCGCUAUAGUAAACAUCGUUAUAAAAAAUGAAAGAAAAUUUAUGGUUGUGUGAAGAAAAUGAUAAAGAUACCGAGAAAACGCAACUACCUUUUGCAGU